UCUAACUCAUUUUCAGCCCAGUUCCUGUGUAAUAAAUCUGGGUUUACUUCCUGUUUGUGUUGGUAUUUACUGGGAAUCUUUGGGGUGUCACCACAGUCACAACUACAGUACACCAAGCCAUACCCUAGGGUGGGCUACAUUUGGUGGCUCGUCCGGGAUUCUUGAAGCUACGCCCACAUUCCCUUUAAGAGUAACAGCCAGAGAAGAGAUCAAAUAUGGACCCUGAAACUGUUGCAGAGUGGUGCCAAACCCUAAACAUCAACACAGACCAUUGUCUAGCACUGCUACUUCCUAAAGAAGAUUUUACUACUAGGCAAAUAUAUCAAUUAAUGGAUGAAGUCAUUCCCCAGGGUCGUUGUUUCAUAAGAGGCAUGAAGAAAGAUGAUGCUACUGCUACCACAAGUGUGUUGCUGGAGUGGGACUGCCGAGUAAUAAACCUAAAUGCACCACCUACAGUAGAGUUUGGUAAAGAGGGCCACAAAGCUCGGUUAGUUUUCCCCACUGAAGGGUCACCAGAAGGGGGAUCUCCUACAUCUACUGCAAAUGAGCCACCUUUGGCUGUGUCCACAACAAUAGGACCUGACUUCAUUACUGCCCUAGGUGACUUUGUUGAGAAAUGUACAAAGGGCAGCAGCCCCUAUAAUGGGAUUGGUUAUCGUAAACUGCGGUUCUUCUCUGGAUCCCAGCCUGUUCCUACAGGUGAGGAUGAUUAUGAGUCUUGGAUGGAACAGUCUAUGCAAGUAUUGGAUGAAUGGGAUAUUCCUGAGGCCCAUAAGAAACAAAGAAUAGCUGAAAGUCUGAGAGGAGCAGCUGCAGACACUGUGCGGAAUCUGAAGUUAAGUAAACAGGACUGCACUGCCUAUGAUUAUCUGCAAGCUUUGCAAGAUGUGUUUGGCAGAACUGAAAAUGCUGCUGAUCUACUUUACCAGUUUGAGCAUACUUAUCAGGGGCAUGGAGAGAAAUUGUCAGACUAUAUACAAUGUCUAGACAAAAUCCUUCAUCAGAUAUUGUUAAAGAAGGGCUUGGAUCCAAAGUUGGUGGACAAAGUGAGAGUGAAACAGAUCCUACAGGGAGCUCAACCCCUUGAUCCCAUAAUGCUGAAGUUGAGGAUGAAACAAGGGGAGGAAAUACUCACGUACAAUCAGCUAAUAAAAGAAGUCCGAGAGGAGGAAGCCAGGCUAGAGGUCAAAGGGUCGGUGGUGGGUGCCAGCUCUGGGCCAAAAGCCACAGUCAAAACUGUAUGCCCUAUGGAAUCAAGUCAAGAGAUGACCCAGAUGAGGGGACAACUACAGAUGUUAACCGAACUAAUGACUCAGUUAACCAAAAGUCAUUUGUCAACCUCGGGGGCAGCUAGCACUAUGCUCAAUACCACAUCUGCAAGGUCAGACAGGCCUGGUCCUACCCCUGAUAACACUUUCGGAAACAUAGUGAUAUGUUACAAGUGUGGAGAGGCUGGUCAUUAUAGAGCACGAUGUCGAAACAAACCAAACACCGAUAAAGUAAUCAACCAAUUAUCUAAAUUACUGAAUGCAGAGAGGAAAAAGAUGCAGGGAAACUUCAGAGAGCCUCAGUGAUGGAGCAAGCUGGGCGCUCAUUUAAUGAAUGCUCCAAGAAAACCCUUAAUAGUGCUAAAAGGUGUGAGGAGGCAGCUCAGUCUAACAAAAGCGACCCUCAUCCACAACCUAAAAAUGCCCGUAAGCAGACUUCAAGAAGACACAGGGAUCAUAACAGUUUCCCUAAAUGCCAUACUGAUGGUGCAGAAGGAUACUUACAGAAGCAAAGGAAACUCCCUUAUGCUUUGACUUAAGUGGUGGCAUCCCAACCCAGUAUUAUUCAGAGGGAAAUGAAUAUUGUUGGAAUGUGCAAAAGGUACCAUAUUGUAAUUUUUGCUCAAGCAUGAUAAGUAAUGUAUAGGUUUUUUUUUGGGUUUGUGGUCUUAUUGUUUCCUUGUGGGGACACAAGAUUUCUAGUGGCGGGAGAGUGUAGCCAAGCUGGUUUCCCUGAAAGUAAGCCUAUUUUCCUGCUUUAUGUGGAUUUUCACUGUUGAUAUAAGGACUGCAGCAGUAUCUAUAGUAAUAGGAACAAAAAGACUACAGAUCCCAUCAGGCCAUGCUCUGGAGAGGAUGCGCUCCAAAAAAGGAAGAGGAAGAAGGGAGGAAGUGGAUCUGAGCACCUGAGGGGUGGAGAGCUGCCAGAGAUCUCUGCUAAAGGCCAGAGUAUGUGUGGAUGCUGCAUGGGAGCCAGUGACAGAGAUCCCCCUGCGCAGUGUGGGAAGCUGACUGAAAUCCUGCCAGCACCAUUCCUAGUCCCCAGCUCAGUACUGAGGGGAGACCUGCGGCCCCAAACAAGUUUCCUGUCUCACAUCUCAGUAGUAAGUGUGCCACAGUACUGAGAUACAGGUAACUAACAUACAGUAUAUAUGUAACUGGUGCAGCAGCAGUAACACUGGGAUAUCCUGUACAAUAUAGUUCCCUCAUACAUACUUUACAGGAGGAACAAUCUGUGUCAGUUG
Xenopus tropicalis (tropical clawed frog) is the source of this 2512-nucleotide messenger RNA. Its product is annotated as paraneoplastic antigen Ma2-like. The record is from RefSeq and is a predicted model, not a curated record. The coding region runs from base 216 to 1574 and encodes 452 amino acids. NCBI's taxonomy places the organism in Eukaryota, Metazoa, Chordata, Amphibia, Anura, Pipidae. The transcript has a single exon. Gene Ontology annotation, molecular function: zinc ion binding; nucleic acid binding.